This is a messenger RNA of Fusarium venenatum, 422 nucleotides long. The record is from RefSeq and is a predicted model, not a curated record. Lineage: Eukaryota; Fungi; Ascomycota; Sordariomycetes; Hypocreales; Nectriaceae.
GAAAUGCUUUGACCGAGGAAAGAGGCAUCUCAGAAGCAAAUCAGCGCAACGAACGCAAAAGUGCAGGCGAGACCCUGUUAGUCACGUUCCACCGCAUUUUUGUGAUCGUCAGGCCUGGGCCUUGUUGGACUGGACUUGGAUUUUUCAUCUUCGCUCAACUCACCUUCAGCGUCCGCUCCCGCCAUCACCAUCGCACAUCGGGUUACGACCGAUCGAGAGAAAACAUCCCUUUUCUUUCUUUCCUUGACGUCUUGUUUCCUUUCAAGGUGGAGCACCGCUCUUUUUCGACUUUCGAUUACUUUUGGUCCUCUUGCAUUCCCUUAUCACCAUCGUUCAAUUGGGAUCGAAUCCCCCAUCAUCUCACCCCUUGCAACAUCAGCUGUGAAAAUCACCCUCUCGCUCUCGCUCUCACAUCGCCUUAG